CUCAAAAACAAAUUACUAAGAGGCACCAUAGUCCACAACAAAAAAUCUUCAGUUAGUUUUGAUUCUAUGACUCUGGUUCUGUUAAGUGAAGGUUAAGUACGUAAAGGUAAGAAUGAUUCCCUUUCUUGUUUUUAUUUUUAUCAAGAUUUUUCUUUUUUUAUUUAAAAAAAAAUCUCGAAUUUGCUCAUUGGAGAGUUGGACUGCACGCAUCAAAGAGUUGGGCUGUGCACGGCAGGAUGGAGAUGUGUCUGUUUUGUAAGUGUUCACAAUGGAAACGUGUCCGAUUUGUGUAGACGCAAUCCGUGGCGCAGCUGCUCCAGAAAAGUGUCGGACAACAACAGUGUCUGUGCAUCAUAGGUGGUUUUACAGGAUAAGGAGGGAAGCUUAAAAGGGCAUGAUUUCCAUCAACAGAGUCUCCAUAUUGGGUUGAAAACCGAGCAAAUUCUGUUUGAGUAUACAAAAACAGCCUUGUGUUUCUGUGUUGAAUACAACAUCUAUAUUCCUUUUAUUCUUUGUAGUUCCUCCUAAUUUCUGAUAUGGGAAAACAGAAACCAAGUGUCAGAGAGGUUCACCAUUCCCAUAGCCCCAAAAGAAGUCUCUGGUGGUUCUUUCUUGUAGCUACCUGCAUAAAAGUUCUCCUUUUCCCAUCCUACCGUAGUACAGAUUUUGAGGUGCACCGCAACUGGCUGGCUUUGACCCACUCCCUCCCUCUUUCCCAGUGGUACUUUGACGAGACAAGUCCAUGGACUCUUGAUUACCCACCAUUCUUUGCCUAUUUUGAACGAUUUCUAUCCAUCUUUGCUAACCUCAUUGAUCCCCAAAUAGUGCACCUUCAAGAAGGCCUGAAUUAUAGCUCAAACAAGGUGGUUUAUUUCCAAAGAGUUACUGCAAUACUUUCUGAUUUGUCUCUUCUUUAUGGGGUUUACAGACUUACUCGGAAUCUAGAUUCAAGAAAGCAGAAGUUGAUCUGGUCAUUGAUUGUUUGGUCACCAAUGCUUUUUAUAGUGGACCAUGUGCAUUUUCAGUACAAUGGAUUUCUCAUUGGGAUUUUGUUGAUCUCACUUUCAUAUUUAGAGGAAGGAAGGGAUUUGUUAGGUGGGUUUGUUUUUGCUGUUCUCUUGUGCUUUAAACAUUUAUUUGCAGUGGCGGCGCCUGUUUAUUUUGUUUAUUUGUUGAGACACUAUUGUUGGGGUGGAAUGAUAAGAGGCUUCAGUCGACUUUUGAUUAUGGGAGGAGUGGUUACAGCAGUAUUUGCAUCUGCAUUUGGACCAUUUUUCCACCUUGGGCAGAUACAACAAGUCAUUCAACGGUUGUUUCCAUUUGGCAGGGGGAUUUGCCAUGCUUACUGGGCCCCAAAUUUUUGGGUAUUCUAUAUCAUGUCAGACAAAGGGCUUGCUUUCAUAUUCAGAAAACUUGGGUUUAGUAUCCAGACACCGACAGCUUCAUUCACCGCUGGUCUUGUAGGGGAUUCCUCGCCAUUUUCUGUAUUACCUCAGAUCACACCAUUUGUGACCUUUAUAAUGGUGCUUCUUGCCUUAUCUCCUUGCCUUUUCAAGGCUUGGAAGAAUCCACAGCCACAGAUGAUUAGUAGAUGGAUAGCCUAUGCUUAUACCUGUGGUUUUCUUUUUGGGUGGCAUGUGCAUGAGAAGGCAUCACUCCAUUUUGUGAUACCACUUGCCAUUGUUGCAGCACAAACUCUGGAGGAUGCAAGGCAUUACUUUUUGCUGUCAAUAGUAUCUUGCUAUUCAAUUUUUCCACUACUAUUUGAGGCACAAGAGUAUCCGAUCAAAGUUUUGUUGCUGCUUCUGCACUCCAUUUUGAUGUGGUCAGGCUUUUCUGCACAAUUUUAUGAUGGAACUGAAGGUAAUUCGGGUGCAACUAUGAAAAAAGGUUUUGUUAUUGGCUGGGUUGAGAGGAUUUAUCUGAUAGGUCUUGUAGUUAUAGAGAUAUGGGGCCAAAUUUUACACCCCCUACUUUUGGGUGAUAAGUUUGCAUUUGCACCCCUCAUGUUGAUCUCCAUAUACUGUGCAUUUGGGAUCAUGUACUCUUGGAUUUGGCAGUUAGUAUACAUAGUUAAAUCUCUUUAAAUUUUGGACUGUCUGCAGUUGUUAUUGGAUUUUCUUUUAUGAACUUUAUAUGCGGAA
Molecule: messenger RNA, 2144 nt
Organism: Cajanus cajan (pigeon pea)
Lineage: Eukaryota; Viridiplantae; Streptophyta; Magnoliopsida; Fabales; Fabaceae
Product: ALG6, ALG8 glycosyltransferase family
Biological process (GO): dolichol-linked oligosaccharide biosynthetic process; protein N-linked glycosylation
Cellular component (GO): endoplasmic reticulum membrane
Molecular function (GO): dolichyl pyrophosphate Glc1Man9GlcNAc2 alpha-1,3-glucosyltransferase activity
Source: RefSeq, a predicted model, not a curated record